Owenia fusiformis is the source of this 1121-nucleotide messenger RNA. Lineage: Eukaryota; Metazoa; Annelida; Polychaeta; Sabellida; Oweniidae. The record is from the annotation of a GenBank genome assembly.
AUGUCAACUUCCGGAAACAAGCCUGUUUCUCAUGUGAUCUUUGAUAUGGAUGGACUUCUGCUAGAUACAGAAAGACUAUACACUGUAGCCUCCAAUGAAUUAUGUGAAAAAUAUGGGAAAACAUUCACAUGGGAAAUCAAAGCAAAACAAAUGGGAAAGAAAGAACAAGAAUCAGCAAAAAUAUUAAUAAAUGAGUUAGAGCUUCCUAUAACUGUGGAGGAAUAUCUGAGACAAAUGCAUGAAGCACAGGAGAGACUUUUUCCACACUGUGAGCUUCUGCCAGGUGCAGAAACAUUGAUACGUCACCUGUCACAACACAACAUUCCAAUCGCUAUAGCAACUGGCUCAAACAAAUUCAACUAUGAAUUAAAAACCAGAAAUCACCAAGAAUUAUUUGAAUUGUUUCACCAUGUUGUUCUCAGUAGUAGUGAUCCAGAUGUGAUACAUGGGAAACCAGCUCCAGAUUGCUUUCUAGUCGCAGCUCAGAGAUUUGAUGAGAAACCAAUUCCAGAUAAGUGUCUAGUAUUUGAAGAUGCCAACAAUGGAGCCUUGGGUGCAAUAAAUGCAGGCAUGCAGUGUAUAUGGAUACCAGAUAAACAAGCUGACCAAUCACAACUCCGGGAUAAAUUAACAAAGAGUGUAUUCCACUUACAGUGGUAUUCGACUUGACAUGGUUAAAGGGGCAACAAAGACCAGAGGCAGGUUGAGAGAAUAUUGAGGCAUUUAGAGUUAAAUGAUGCAGAUAAUCCAAUGUGCCUACAGGUGGACUCUCCACUCAACAGAUAUCUCUCAAAGCCUAUCAACAAUCAAAAAAGUUUUAAAUUCAAGACUGGAUUAGCAGAGAUUAAAGGCAAAGUGGCUUAAAGAAAUUGCUUUACACUGGAAAUCAUGGUGUAGGCCUAUUUGAUAGAUGUUGCCCUUUGUGCUUCCCUAAAGAUUCAGUUGGCUGUAAAAUAGAUGCACCAAAAGUGGAGAACUUCAAAUAAUUUGACAUUAUGCAAUUCGUUUAAAAUGGCUUGAUCCAUAUGUUAUGCAAUUCAUUUAAAAUGGCUUAUUCCAUAUGUUAUGCAAUUCGUUUAAAAUGGCUUAUUUUAUAUGUUAUGCAGUUCAUUUAAAAUGGC